Microplitis mediator is the source of this 4620-nucleotide messenger RNA. RefSeq names its product egalitarian protein homolog (gene egl). The transcript has 6 exons. Gene Ontology annotation, biological process: nucleobase-containing compound metabolic process. NCBI's taxonomy places the organism in Eukaryota, Metazoa, Arthropoda, Insecta, Hymenoptera, Braconidae. Gene Ontology annotation, molecular function: 3'-5' exonuclease activity; nucleic acid binding. Bases 357 to 2897 code for a protein of 846 amino acids. The record is from RefSeq and is a predicted model, not a curated record.
UACUGAAAUGAAAAAAAAUCAAUUAUCUAAAAUAAAAAAUCUCGUAGAUCAAGAAAUGUCCCUAGACUAAUUGCUGGAUAGAAAAUUACCCCAGAAUCUAAUCAAAAUCUGAUCAGAUGUAUUGAACUGUGUUGUCUAAUUAGAAUAAAUACUUAGCAGUAACUCAUAUAUAAAAAUGUCAUCCACAAGAUAACGAAAAAAUUAUGUUUUCGCCUUCAUUAAUUUAAUAUAUUUUCGGGCUAGUUUAUAUUUAACUAUUGCAUAGAUUCGAGAAGAGCGUAAAGAAUCACCUGAGAAGAAGCUGUGAUCAAUAUCAACUUCCUUUUACUUUAUUAUAUUUUAUCCUCUAAUCAAAAAUGGACAGUUCGGAAUAUGAAUUAGUCCGGAACCUCACACUCUUGUUCUUCUUCGAGCGUCUUAUGGACAAAGGCGGUCCACGCACACUGCACGAUCUCAGUUGUCAAUUCGGGGCCAAAGGUUUUACUAAAGAAAUGCGUCAAAUAGCAGGUGGUUCGCAGAGCGGCUUGCGUAAAUUUUUAGCUCAGUACCCUACUCUCUUUGUCAUCAACGGUGAUUACGUAUCCGUAAAUACAUUCGAACCAACUGUGGAACAUGAUGCCGGUAUAAAAAAAGUAAACAAACGUGAUUACGCAAAGGAAGCUGUUGAGUAUUUUACAAACAAACUCGUGCAGUAUGGAGUCGGAGCAGAAGUACCGAUUAAAAGUUUGUUAGGACAUAGAUCGCAAGCAUCACCUGAAGUGAGACACAUUUCUGGUCAACACUAUCGCGAAUUUCGUGAUUUUCUUCUCAAGUAUUCCGAUGAUUUUAUCGUGUGUGACGAUAAUGUCAAACUGAAGCAGUUUGAAGGCAUGGAAGGAGUUCCGUUCAAGGAACUGGAACCUGAGGUUCCUGUUGACCAAGAAAUGACUUCAAAGUUAUUGGAUUUUUUUUGUCAAACUAUUAAACAAAAGGGUCCGCUUUGUGUCGAACAACUUUUGAGUCUAACUGCGGAAAAGUUGCCUGUUAAAAUGUGGACGAAUAUGUUCACUACUCCACAAGAUUUGACGACAUUUCUGAGGAUGUUUCCGGAUGCAUUUAAUGUUCAGAAACAAAUCGUUUCUUUACAUGACAAAAUAAAAUUGCCAUCGGAUAUACAUCAAAAAUCUGAACCCACACAGAUUGCUUAUAAAGAAAAUAUUAAUUCGGAGAGUUCUGGAGCGCAUCAUUAUUCUCACACCCCGAAAACUUCCAUCAGUGAUCAAAUCUUGCCGGUAGAUCAGAAUCCGGUUAUCAAUCGGAAUAGUGACACAGAGAGUGCUAUAGACAGUCUUUCAUCAAUUGAAUCGAAUCCCCAUUCAUCACCAGUUAACUUACAGCAGCAAACUUUGAAACAGAGAAUUAAUACUCUAGUUAUGAAAACUCUGGCGGCUAAUACUGAAAAAGACAGAAAUUUGCACACCCCUCAGGUCGGCGAGGCGUGGAAAUUAAAAAUAUUACAAAAAACAAAAAUAAUUGUCAAUGUGAGAGAAUGCGGGCGUAUUAUUGAUGAAAUUUUGAACCCUCCGCGAUUGCCAGCGGGUGAAAAAAUUGCUGUUUCAUUUGAUUGCGAGGGUAUCAAUGUUGGAUCGAAGGGUCAGCUGACACUUAUACAAAUUGGCACAAUGGAAGGAAAUGUUUUUAUCUUCGAUUUAUUCACAUCACCAAAUCUUAUAAAUAUAUUACGUAAACUUUUAGAAGAUCCCACAGUGAUAAAAGUAAUUCACGACUGUAGAUGUGACAGCGUCAAUUUAUACAAUCAAUUUGGGAUCACUCUCAAGAACGUAUUUGACACACAGGCAGCGCAUGCAGUCAUUCAAUUUCAAGAUACAGGGAAGCCUGUGGACAAAGUGAAAAACGUUAAUUUCAAUACACUCUGCGAUUUGUAUGGAGCGCCAUGUAAUCUUUUAAAAAAUCAACUGAAAUAUAUUUAUCGUAAAGAUCAAAAAUAUUGGUUGCGCCGACCAAUGUCUCGAGAUAUGCUUAUUUAUGCCACAAGUGAUGUUCUUGGACUUGUACCUCAAGCAUUCACAGCCAUGUCGAAGCGUAUAAAUCCUGAGAUGCAAACGCUUUUCAAUAAUCUGUGUGAAGAGGCAAUACUGACACAUAUAUCUCCUGUUGAAAUAAAAGCUCGCAAAAGGCAGCGCAAAAUAGAAACAGAGGUAAUAGAUCUUCGUAAAAAAAUGGAUGAAGCUACAGAAAAAAAUAUUGUACUGAGUAAUAGAGAAAUAAGGCUUCUUCGUUACUUGUCUCUUACCGAAGAUGAGAAGGUGAAGUUGAAGUGCAGCUACAAAGUUGCCAAAAAACUUGAAAAACUCAAAAGUUUAACUCAUGAUAAAAACGAGAGCACUGAUGAUGAUAAUGAUAAUGAUAAUGACGAUGAUGAGAAUAAUGAUAUUGACGAUAAGGAUGAUGACAAUGAUUAUGACGAAUACUAUGAAGAUGAUGAUAAUACUGAUGACGAUUAUGAUGAUGACAACCACAAUAAACCAAACCAAAAAUCUGUAUAUACUAAUCUAGAUAAUUGUAUAUACGAUAAUACUUCAUACGAUUGUUCAUCAUUGAGAUUAAAUCCAUUAACACUUACAGAGUCUAUGCAAAUGGUUGAUGAAAUUUUAUCAGAUGAAAAUAUGGACAGAUUUGAAAAAAUAGAAAAACUAGAGAAUAUUCUCUCAUCUGUUACUAAUUUCACUCCAGACAAACUGUCAUCUAAAACUAUGUAUUCUGGUUCCGAAAAAUGUUCAUGUCUGUGUCAUGAAAUAUCUGAUCAACGACCCCAAGAACACAUGAUCGCAGCGGACGUAGGAUGUCAAACUCUGAGUACUGGUGAUAUUGUCAUCACUAGCUGUUAUUUUUUAUAACCAUAUUUCUUAAUUAAUUAUUAUAAUUGUUAUUGUUGUAGCGAGUUAUGACAAAUUAUUGAAAUUGUUACUGUUGUUAUUUCUUAGGCAUAAAAGGUCUUCAAUUUUAACUCUUUAUAUUUCGUUUGAUGAAUUAGAAUCAUCUUGUAACAUUUUAACAUUUUUUAAGAUAAUUUUGGCUGUAGAAAAAAAUUUUUAAAUCAGAAUACUUCCGUUAAAUAUCAUAAAGGCUUCUUAUAUAAUUUACAUGUGCUAGAAAUUUUAAACUCACUUAAAAAAAUACUUGAUAGCAAAGAAAUUAAAAGCUGGUGCUACUCCCGGUGCAAGUCGUGAACAAACAGCCAUCGGUUUAAUUGCCAUGUCGUCAGACCUAUUACUAGUCCAAUCAUUUUACUUUUAUUCGCUAUUUCAACUAAUAGUGGAAAGCUAGUGUAAUUUUUUUACUGUAAUAAGAGAAGUCUUCUUUUUUUUUCUCUAUCACUCGUGAGUUGACGAGCAGUACUAGCCUUGUCAUCUAAUAACUACUGGGUACUGUACUAAUUAAUGAGUGAUACUAGAAAAUGUGAUCGACUAAUUUCUUAUAAAUUUUAUCAAUAUUAAGGCGACAAGUAAGUAAUGAUAGUUAGUUAUUAAAGCAGGUCUGAAAAUUAAAAAUUAAGCACAAGCCUGAAAUUAUUGUUUUAUUUAUUCGAAGGUCAUACGAUAAAAAUUAACCGAACUUUCAGUUUGUCAAACAAUAACUGCCUAAGAGUAAAAUGAUAGACUAGUACUCCUUUUUUUUUGCUAAUAGUUUACUAUCAGGAGCAUUGUUCCAGCUUUGAAGGGAAAAAUAGUAUAUUACACACCUAGGGAGGAAAGUAGGUCACACAAACACGUGUAAUUGCCGACCCGAGCCGAAGAUGAGGGUGGCAACUGAGGAUUUUGACAUCUUACUCUUUUCUGUGGUGUGCAUACAAUUUUUUACCAGAUCUAUACCUGAACAUUUCAAAUUUGCCUUUGGUUGUGAGAAGAAAUGCGCGUGCGCAAAUUUUUAUCGUUUGUUUUCUCGUGAAAAGAAAGAACUUCUCUUUAUCUAAACAGGGGAGGAAUUUAAACUUUCGGUGCAGAUCUGGUGAAAAACCUCAUGCACACCACGAAGAAAUGUAGGACACUUUUAUCCGUAGUGUGUACAUAAUUUUUCACUAUAUCUGUACCUGAAAGUUUAAAUUUUUGUUUUUGGUUAUGAGAAGAAAUACGCAUGCGCUAAUUUUUAUCAUUUGUUUUCCCAUAAAAGGAAAGAACGAUUUUCUCCCUUCUAAACAGGGCAGGAAUUAAAACUUUCGAUGCAGAUCUGAUGAAAAAUCUUCUGCACACCACGGAGGUGUGUAAUGUACUAAUUUGGUAAAAAAAAAUUAUUAUGAAUAUAAGCUAUCUAACAAAAAUGUAUUGUGAAGUAAAGUAUUAAAUGUAUGAAAUUACACAGUAAACGAGAAAUUUUUUCAAAAAAUUUAAAGAACUAUUUCUGUAUCACGAUUUGUCACGGCGGAAAUUUCAUAAUUAGAUAAUAACUUUGUAAAUUUGAGUAGAAAAAAAAGUGUAAUAUUAAUUAUAAUGACAAUUGGAUGAAUUAAUUUUCGCUAAUUACAAUAUAACAGCCUUAUAUACAGUAAAUUAUAAUAAUUGAAACUAUUUUUUUAAUAUUUUUAAAUACUGCCAAUUUUAAAUUUAACUAACCCUGCUAAUA